AUGACUGCUAGCUGCACCAUGCGAUUCAUUCAAGUUCUCGUUAUCCUCCCAGCCCUUGCUGCGGCGCAAGAACAGGUUCCCCUUGCGGAUCGUGUUCAGGGAUGGUUCAACAAGGCCAAGUCUUACCUGCCAACUGCGACUCCUGUCGUUCCUACGGUCGAUAAGGUCGUCGAGCAGAAGGUCCAACAGAAGGCUGUUACGGUCACCCCUUUUAAUAUGGGCAACUGGCAGUCUAACUUGGAGCCAUCUUCCGAGCCCCAAGACUGGCUGCUGUACAUUACUGGCGGUAACAAGACAUGUUUCGGUCGUUGCGGAAACGCGGACAAAGCUUUCAAUGAAUCUCUCCUCCUGUUCUCMGCAGACCCUACCUCCCCUAAUCUUGGUUAUCUGAACUGCGAAUCGGACCAGCUCCUGUGCUCCACAUGGUCUGCAGGCGCCCCGUCCGUUUGGUACUUCGAGGUUCCUCAAGCUCAGCUUGGCGAGGGUCGUGCUGCGACGCCUCUCCACAUCGUGUAUCUGAACACGACCACUGUGACGGCCCAGGACAUCUACAAGGUUCAUUCCGAGAAGACCUACAAAAAGGAACCCGCUUACGAAGGUGCCCUCCACCCAACGGACGGCUGGUUAGCCCAGAACAACCUUCUUGUUCCCGUGGGUUAUAUCAUCCACGGUUUCAGCGUUAUCCCCAGUUGGCUCUUCAUGAUCUUCAUCAGCUUUGCUAGUCGAACCCUGAUGAGCCGCCGAAUGGGCAACACGGGACCUCGCCCUAACUAG
This is a messenger RNA of Aspergillus pseudoviridinutans, 774 nucleotides long. RefSeq lists its product as uncharacterized. The record is from RefSeq and is a predicted model, not a curated record. NCBI's taxonomy places the organism in Eukaryota, Fungi, Ascomycota, Eurotiomycetes, Eurotiales, Aspergillaceae. Bases 1 to 774 code for a protein of 257 amino acids. The transcript is spliced from 3 exons.